GCAGUCGGCACGGCUCCGGGGAAGCGGCGGCGGGCAGCCGCGUGGGCAUGGGCGACCUGGCGACCUAGUGCCCACCGGCAGCAGCAGGUCUGGCCGCCCGCAGGGCGGGGCCGGAGCCGAGCGUGGGCCGCGGGAGCGGCCGCGCGGCCGGAGCCAUGAGCGCCGAGCCCAUCUGCAGCGCGCUGCCCGCCGUGCCCUCCCACAAGCUCGCCGACCUGCGCUUCCUCAGCCGCGGCGCGUCCGGCACCGUGUCGUCCGCGCGCCACGCCGACUGGCGCGUGCAGGUGGCGGUGAAGCACCUGCACAUCCACACGCCGCUGCUCGACAGUGAAAGAAAUGAUGUCUUAAGAGAAGCUGAAAUUUUACACAAAGCUAGAUUUAGUUACAUUCUUCCAAUUUUGGGAAUUUGCAAUGAGCCUGAAUUUUUGGGAAUAGUUACUGAAUACAUGCCAAAUGGAUCAUUAAAUGAACUCCUGCAUAGGAAAACGGAAUAUCCGGAAGUGGCCUGGCCACUGAGAUUCCGCAUCCUGCAUGAAAUCGCCCUGGGCGUGAACUACCUGCACAAUAUGAACCCUCCUCUUCUGCAUCAUGACCUGAAGACUCAGAAUAUCUUAUUGGAUAAUGAAUUUCAUGUUAAGAUCGCAGAUUUUGGCUUAUCGAAGUGGCGCCUGAUGUCCCUGUCACAGUCACGGAACAGUAAGGCUGCCCCCGAAGGCGGGACCAUCAUUUACAUGCCGCCCGAGAACUACGAGCCGGGGCAGAAAGCGAGGGCCAGCGUCAAGCACGACAUAUACAGCUAUGCAGUCAUCAUGUGGGAAGUCUUAUCCAGAAAACAGCCUUUUGAGGACGUCACCAACCCUUUGCAGAUUAUGUACAGUGUGUCGCAAGGACACCGGCCCGACACCAGCGAAGAGAGCCUGCCCCCCGGAACCCCCCAUCGCGCGCGGAUGGUCUCCCUCAUUGAAGGCGGAUGGGCACAGAACCCAGACGAACGGCCGUCCUUCCUCAAAUGUUUAAUAGAGCUUGAGCCAGUCCUGAGAACAUAUGAAGAGAUAACUUUUCUUGAAGCUGUUUUGCAACUAAAGAAAACCAAGGUGCAGAGCGCUCUGAGUGCCGUCCGCGCAGGUGACAGGAAAUCGGAGGCGUCUCUGAACCUCUCUCUGAGCCACAGUCCACAGGAGGAAUCGUGCGGGGCUCUUCGGCAUCACGCAUGCAGCAGCUCCUUCGCCAGGCUCCUGUCCGCGCCUCCGCUCGGUGACUGUGCAGCUGGAAAAACCCCGGACGGCCCGGCCCUGCUUCCCCACCCGGCCAACCACAACAGUGAUGACGUGUCCGCGGCUCCCACGGCCCUGUUCUGUGACCAGGAGACCGCCCCGUGCUCCCUGGCAAUACACCCUCUCUCAGCCGAGGGAAAUUCAGAGCGCCCGCAGCCCGGGGUGGCCCAGCAGUGGAUCCAGAGCAAAAGGGAGGAGGUCGUGAGCCAGAUGACCGAGGCCUGCCUCAACCAGGCGCUGGACGCCCUGCUGUCUCGGGACCUGAUCAUGAAGGAAGACUACGAACUCGUCAGCACCAAGCCUACGAGGACCGCCAAGGUCAGGCAGUUACUGGACACCACUGACAUCCAGGGAGAGGACUUCGCCAGAGUCAUAGUGCAGAAGCUCAAGGACAACAAGCAGCUGGGCCUCCAGCCCUACCCGGAAAUCCUGCCGGCUUCUCGGCCGCCAUCCCUACUCUUGGUUCAGAAUAAAAGCGUAUAGGGGACUCGUCUUCAAGAAGAAAAGUCAGCUUAUUAAAAGGUAUUUUAUA
Molecule: messenger RNA, 1806 nt
Organism: Pipistrellus kuhlii (Kuhl's pipistrelle)
Lineage: Eukaryota; Metazoa; Chordata; Mammalia; Chiroptera; Vespertilionidae
Gene: RIPK2
Product: receptor interacting serine/threonine kinase 2
Exons: 11
Coding region: 156-1757 (533 amino acids)
Biological process (GO): innate immune response; protein phosphorylation; positive regulation of canonical NF-kappaB signal transduction
Molecular function (GO): JUN kinase kinase kinase activity; ATP binding
Source: RefSeq, a predicted model, not a curated record